Molecule: messenger RNA, 1851 nt
Organism: Gopherus evgoodei (Goodes thornscrub tortoise)
Lineage: Eukaryota; Metazoa; Chordata; Testudines; Testudinidae
Product: lysophosphatidic acid receptor 6-like
Exons: 2
Coding region: 819-1838 (339 amino acids)
Biological process (GO): positive regulation of Rho protein signal transduction; phospholipase C-activating G protein-coupled receptor signaling pathway
Cellular component (GO): membrane
Molecular function (GO): lysophosphatidic acid receptor activity
Source: RefSeq, a predicted model, not a curated record
CCGCCCGAGGUUCUCCUUGUGGUGGAGCUUUGUAGAGGAUGGGUUUCAUAGGCCAGAUGUGUCCAUUGUGAUCCUUUCCUCUUGCCUGACACAAGCCACAGGAUGACUUCCUAUUUAGGGACUGAAAUCAGGGUUUGGUUUUCGGCAGAACCGGGCCCUGGCCGAUCUCUCUCCCCCGCCCAGCUGCAGUGGGGAGUUCCAGGCCCUCGGCAGUGUUGAGGAGCAGAUCCAGGUUUGGCUCUUAUCUGCCUGUGGUUUAAGGCCCUGUGGUUUCUCUGAAAAAACUUCUGCUUUUCUGCAUGGGCCACUCCUGUUUGUGUGAUUUCACCCUGCCCCCGCCCUGUCUAUCUCUCUGUCUAUUUUCAUUCACUUGGGCAGGGACGGGCAUCUGGGCAAAGUGUCUGCCCAGCGCCGGCAUAGCCGGCCCCAAUCGCUGACUGGGGCUCCCUGUGGGUGGCCGCAGCACAGAGACAGUCUGGCUACAAUGGGCCAGAUGGUCCUGCAGUAGAAAAUGGGGUGUGAUCUCUUUAGCUUCACAGGGACUGUUAAUGACCAGGAAGAAACCGACUGUGGGGGUCGAUUUUCCCACAUCUGCUACUGCGAGUUCUCAUGCCAGGGUUCUGGCACUGCGGGAGACAAGACGGGCCUCAGUUCCGGUCCAGCUUGGCAUUGCCUGAGGAUCUCUGCCCGUUGAGCUCGGCGCGAUCGUGGAUCACGGAGCUGCGUGGGGGGGCAGCAUCCGGGACUCGGUGGGACAGAUGCUUCCCUGACCCUCGUGGGAUACUUGUCCCUCACGUGACCUGGAGCUUCGCAACAAGAUGACCUCCUCCAAUUGCAGCAACAGCAGCAGCAGCUCGGCGGACGCGGUCUUCGUGGGCCUCUACGCCCUCAUCUUCACGCUGGGGCUGGUGCUCAACCUGGCCGCGCUUUACAUCUUCUUCUGCUGCAGCAGCAUCCGCUCCCUCACCACCGUCUACAUGAAGAACCUGGCUGUCUCCGACCUGCUCCUGGUGGUGUCCCUGCCCAUCCGCAUCUACUACUACAGCAAGCGGCCCGACCUGGGGGACCAGGUCUGCGAGAUCACGGGGCUGCUGCUGCUGGUCAACAUGUACGGGAGCAUCUUCCUGCUGACCUGCAUCAGCUGGGACCGCUGCAUGGCCGUCUGCUUCCCGAUGCACCCGUGGGUCCAGGCGCUGCGCAAGCAGGCCAAGUACAUCUGCCUGGGUGUCUGGCUGCUGAGCUGUGCCGGCACCGUGCCCACCUACUUCACCCGGAUGAAGGAAGACGGGACGAUGAAGCACUGCUUCGACAACCAGCCCAAGUACGUCACCCAGCGCAGCGUGUCCUCGGCCAUGGCCCUGUGCUUCGCCCUGCCGCUGCUGGUCAUGGUGGUCUGCUCCUGGGCCCUGCUCCGCGCCAUCCACCGCAGCGCGGCCGCCCAGAUGGAGCUGGUGAACAGCGCCAAGAUCCGCAGCAUGAUCGUGGCCAACGUCACCAUCUUCCUGGGCUGCUUCCUGCCUUUCCACCUGGUGCUGAUCUGCUACCAAGUGGACGCCCUGAAGGGCGAGACGCUGGACUUUUCCUACCGCUGCACCUUGCUGGUGGCCUCCGCCAACGCGGCCCUGGACCCGCUGGCCUAUUACUUCGCCACCGAGACCUUCCAGCGCAUGGUGGUGAUGGACAACCUACGCAAGGCCUGGGGCUUUCACACCGACAGUGCCGAGGGGCAGAGCCGCUCCCAGACCGCGCUCAGGCAGUGCAUCUACCUGCAGAACAUCAUGGCCGUGCCAAACAGCACCCCGCUGGUGGGGAGCCCCAGCAGGGAGCCCCGGAGCUAACGGGCCACACAAG